AGAAACAAAAACAUCUGAAGAUGAUGAGAUGGAGAAACUCUACAAAUCAUUAGAGCAAGCUAGUCUGUCUCCUCUUGGGGACCGACGACCUUCAACCAAAAAGGAGUUGAGAAAGUCUUUUGUUAAGCGGUGCAAAAAUCCAUCCAUAAAUGAGAAACUCCACAAAAUCCGAACCUUGAAUAGCACAUUGAAGUGUAAAGAACAUGACCUGGCCAUGAUUAAUCAGUUGCUGGAUGAUCCAAAGCUGACAGCCAGGAAAUACAGAGAGUGGAAGGUGGUGAACACCCUGCUGAUCCAGGACAUCUAUCAGCAGCAGCAGGCCACGCCUGCCCCUGAGGGCAGCCCCCAGGAACUCAAGAAACCAUCUUCUUCUGCCUAUGUUGAAAGUUCUAUUUGAGAAAAAGCCCGGAUUCUCUUAUAUUUUGCCACAAGCAACUCUUCAAGAUAUUUCAAGAGCUCACAUUUUUCCUUAAAAGGAAAACUGAAGCCCAGUUCCUUGAGCGUCAACUCCCCCUCUAAAGUGCAACUUUGGUGGAAACAGUCGCCAGACACAGCAAGACUCCUCAUUACAGCUGUAAAGCAACCAUGAGAGUGGUGUGGUUGAGUUCAGUUGAACAGACAUUUUUUGUGUUCCUGCUGGGAGCUCACACUGAUGCUAGUUCUAGGUGGGAUGUGAGAAAUGUAUCUUCUGUUCCUCGCUCUUAAGAGAAUUACAACAUUCUAUGGACAAAAGGUCAAAUUUUACCAGGGAUAAUUAUUCAUAGAAACAUUCUGUUUUCCAAAAGAAGAAUGUACAUGUUCUAGCUGGUUGGGUAGCUGAGAUCUCCAAAUCAUUUUCUGAGUGGAGGAAUGUUUUCUAUAGCAGCAACUGGAGCAGGACAAGUGUGGUAUUGCAGAACAAAAAUUCCUUGCCUUUGGACGGAAGGGUGGUGGUGGUGCCUUUUCUACUUGUUGAGAAAUACUUCACAGAGUUGCACAUGGGAGAGCCCAAGGAGGGGGCAUGCUCUGUGUUCCACUCACUCCAAGGACAGCUUGAUGUUUUCACACUUUCUGCGGGCUGGGGAACUGAUUAAUGUUGCUUUUUCUCAUAACAGCUAGAGAAAACUAUCUCAUUACAGUUGGAGACCUCUGCUCCCUUGUAGCUUCCCUAACCACUGUAGGAGAUAGAAGUCAAUCCAGCAAAGAAUGUGUUGCUUUUGUCCUUGGCUGUGGUGCCUGUACACAGUGUGAAUAUAUAUCCAGGUUUCCUGGGAUUGAUAUUGACAAGGUGAUUCUAGUGUCUGAAUUGCUUUAAUAUCUUUACACAAAACAAAAACAAAAAACCAACGAAAACAACAAGAGUUAAAACAUGAUUGUCUUAUUUUUGUAUGUUUAUGCGUCACUUGGUGUGCUACGUGAAGAGCUAUCUACGAUGUUUGUUAUUUAAAUAUAUUUAUAGAAGUUCAAAUUACUAGUGUUUUAAAAGAUUAUAUACUAUUAUAUGUUUUGCUCAGUAUAUAUUCUUGAAGUAUAUAUGUUUUGCUUGAAAAAAAA
Molecule: messenger RNA, 1533 nt
Organism: Galeopterus variegatus (Sunda flying lemur)
Lineage: Eukaryota; Metazoa; Chordata; Mammalia; Dermoptera; Cynocephalidae
Product: interactor protein for cytohesin exchange factors 1-like
Exons: 2
Coding region: 29-397 (122 amino acids)
Source: RefSeq, a predicted model, not a curated record